CAAGGCUUGGCAUCGUCUUGCAGAAGAAGUUCUAUCCCGAUGGCCGUGGAUGUGGGAAAAGCACUUUCUGAAGGCUCACUGAGCAGGAAGGCUGAGGGUGAUGGUAGGUGGGACACUGUGGAGGUGGAGACGGACUACCCGGAGCUCGCCGACAGCCUGCGCCGGCUUCUAAGGGCAGAGGAAGCCAAGCCCUGCCCGCAGGGGACGAAGAGUGUGGCAGUGAGGGGACGCAGUGGCUUGGCCACUGGUGUCACCCAGGGAGGCUCGAGCUACCGCCAAGAAGUGUCUUCAGCAUCUGCAUCCAGAUCUCCCAGAGCAAGAGGAAGCGUCUCGGAGACGGAGGCUUUAAUUUAUAGAGAUGAGGAUGUGCCUCGUCACGUCAGCCACCGGUUCCUCUCCUCAGGAGAGCAGCAGGUGAAGGCAUCAGGCUGUUGGGAGCCGGCAUCCAGCCCUCCCAGCCGGCGCAGCUCUGCGGAGGAGAGCAUCCUGGCUGGCAACUGCCAGGGUGCCCGUGCCAGCCAGCAGAGCCCAGGGCUGGGACCUCAAUCCCCAUUUUCCUCCACCCCAGAGCUUCUGAGGCCCCAAACCCCCCUCAGCCCCGUGACCGCCCUGCGGAGCCGCUCUGCCUCCAGCUUCUCCACCCUGUCUUCAGAGGAGAACGGCCUCUCCGAAGAGCCGACCCGGAGCUUGCCAGCCAGCGCAGACCUGCCUUCUCCUGCGGCCGCCGCCGCUGCCACCCGGGCCCCGUGCCACCGGUGGGGUGCGGGCCACCGGUGGGGUGGGGCAGAAGGCAGCGUGCCACGGGUGCACCAACCCUUCAGUCCUCUGCUCGAUGACCACAGCAUCGUGGAGCGCAUCAGAGAGAUGUCGUCCUACCAAGCUGAUUACUGGGCGUGUGCCAUACCGGAUUCGUUACCCCCGUCUCCAAACCGCCUGUCACCCCAUUGGAACCCCAAUAAAGAGUACGAGGACUUGCUGGAUUAUGCUUAUCCCCUGAAGCCAAGGUACAAGCUGGGAAAGAUGCCGGAGCCUUUCUUCCAUGACUCAGGAAUAGGUUUGGACAGCUUUUCUUUUUCCCCCGAGGGCACGUUGAGAUCCACCAGCAUCUACGGCCAAGGUGGGCAGGCUCGGGGGAGCGAAGAGAAUGGCCAUCGGAGGUUUGUGGCCUCUGCAGAGAGGUUCUCCACCCCAGGGCCUGGAAAAAGAGGCUGCUCAGGAGCCGGCUCCUACUAUGAACCUUUACCUAUUGCAAAAGCACCCUUCACACAGAGCACUUCCUCUCAUCCUCCCAGAGGCUUUGCUAAGGAUGUAACGAGGGAAUCAGCCGGGCUGGGCCCGUUUGGCCACCCUGCUGCGGAUGGGAGAAGCUGGUGUACCCGAGGGAGCCCCUUCCUGAGCUGCAAAGGGCAGGUGAAAACCACCAACAGGUUUUUACCUACAACACAAGUGCUUCCCCUGAGGAAAAAAAAAAAGGGCGAUGAGGAAUUUCUCUCCCUGCCUCCAAGACUGCGGGAGCUGGAAAAGCUAGCUCAGUUUUUAUCCAGCCUGUCCUUAACUAUAAGGACACCAGGGCACGACCACCACCACAGGGAUGACAGGCAGCUCCUUCCAUCCCAGUUGGCUCCUUUCGGAGGAGCGAGUGGCAGGGCUGAAAGGGGGAACAUUGAGGAUGGUGCUGGGCUGAGGCACCCCUGCAGCUCUCAAAAGCCCAUCUGGGAAAACACUGAGUUACGUGGACAGAUCCAUAGGGAUCCUCUGCGGGGACUUCAUCCUGGGGACACGUUGGAUGAACCGCGGGUCACGGGGCAUCCGAAGAAGAGCCAGCAGAGCGAGUCCCUCGCCCAGUGUGUUAAGAUGUUUUGCUGCCAGCUGGAAGAGUUAAUCCGUUGGCUGUACAGAGUGGCGGAGAUCACCGAGAGCUGGGUCCCGGCCUCGCCGGAUGCCGAGGGCACGAAGGCGUCGCUGCGCCGCUACUUGGAGUUCAGGAAAGACGUGGCCGAGCACCGGAGCCUGACGGAGAGCGUGCUGGAGAGGGGAGAAGCUCUCCUGGACUGCAUGGCCUCGAAUUCACCAGCUCUGAGAGACACGCUGGGUUUGAUUGCAAAACAGUCAGAGGAGCUGGAAGCCCACGCGGAGCACUUGUACGAGUCCGUUCUGGCGGCUGUGGGGCCUGUGCAGGGCGCGGACGGGACGGAGGACGCGGGGCCAGCGCAGUUCCUCACUAGUCACACCUUGGCCAUCCAAGGUUUCCAGACCUUCUGCAGCAGCAAAGGGCCUCGCUGA
This is a messenger RNA of Antrostomus carolinensis (chuck-will's-widow), 2283 nucleotides long. RefSeq names its product centrosomal protein 68 (gene CEP68). The record is from RefSeq and is a predicted model, not a curated record. Bases 40 to 2283 code for a protein of 747 amino acids. The transcript has 6 exons. Lineage: Eukaryota; Metazoa; Chordata; Aves; Caprimulgiformes; Caprimulgidae.